AUGGAAAACAAGCCGGAGUCCGCCACCGUGUGGAAUCAGUCCGAGAAUACGGAUUCAGCCGAUGCACCUCAGGUUCAUUUCGAGGGUGGCACAGUGGCCCAGUUAGUGUACAGUGGAGAUAGCACUGAUCCGGCGGCGCGGGGGCAGCAGCAACGAGUGGUCUACGCUGCCGACGGCAGCUCGUAUACGUCGGUGGAGUCGGCAGAGCACACGCUAGUCUAUAUUCACCCUGCGGAUGGCACCCAGGCCGUAUUUGCAGAUCAACCUCAAGUGGCGUACAUCCAGCAAGAUGGCACAACUCAGCAGGUGGCGGUCCUGCUGCCAAGCGGGCAGAACGUGAACACAGCCAGUCUCCAUGUCCUCAGCAAUGUGGCUGAGGCACCGCAAGCCACACUGGAACCUGCACCCCAGGAGCAAUUGCCCGAUUCCAACUCGCAAGCCUCUAUGGCUGACAUGACGGACCCCCCGUCCAGCCCGCUCGGGGCCAUGGACACUACAGACGACUCUGAAGAAGAUGACGAUGACGAGGAAGACUCAGACAUUGACGACUGGGAGCCUCGCCAGCGGUUCAAUCCUCACAAUCUCUGGUGCGAGGAGUGCAACAACUCCAACACAUCAGAUUGUCUAACCCAUGGGCCUCUCCAUCCCAUUCCCAACCGACCAGUGAUGUCUAAGGCUCGUGCCAGCCUGCCUCUGGUGCUCUAUAUUGACCGCUUCCUGGGCGGGGUCUUCUCUAAGAGGUUCAUUCCCAAGCGUACCCAGUUUGGCCCCGUGGAUGGACCCCUGGUGCCCCAGAGUGCACUGCAGGACAACUAUAUUCAUCUGAAGCUUUGCAUCCUGGAUGCAGAGAAAGACGGUGAAAAAUCACAGGACACAUGGCUGGACCUGUCCGACGAGGAGAGCUGCAACUGGAUGAUGUUUGUGAGGCCAGCCCAGAACCAUCUGGAGCAGAAUCUGGUGGCGUACCAGUACGGCCCCGACAUUUUCUACACCACCAUCAAAAACAUUGAGCCCAAGCAAGAGCUUAAGGUGUGGUAUGCAGCAACAUAUGCAGAGUUUGUCAAUCAGAAGCUGCACAGUGUUACAGAAGAAGAGCGAAAAGUUUUGCGGGAGCUAGAGAAGAACUGGCCAUGCUAUGAGUGCAGUCGGCGCUUUGUGAGCUCCGAGCAACUCCAGCAGCAUCUCAACAUGCACGACAACAUGAUCCAAUCUGUCAGCAGGUCCAAAGGGCGUGGGCGGGCCAGGGGCAGGAAGCGAUUUGGGACUAGUAGGAGGCCGGGACGGCCGCCAAAAUUUAUACGUUUAGAUGCACCAGUUGAAGAUGAAGUGGACAAGACGACUGAGAUGCUAGAUCUUUCAGAGGCCCAACCACUGGACGAGCCAAUGGAGGCGGCUCAAAAUGGCGUUGAAGUGACCGUGUCAGAGCCGGACACUGAGGCGGAAGGCCAAACUGCGCCCCCGGCAAUAGAACCCUCGGUAACCCCACCCUCUAACCCGGACCCGCCUCCCCCGGCAAAGGAGGAACUUGCGCAGGACGAACAGUCGGAAGCUCAUCUUUUGUCUCCAGACGUUCGACGUUUGAAAAGGAUGCGGGUGAACUGUCAGAAUGCGACACUUCAGCAUCACUUCAUCCGCAAGAGCUUCCGUCCCUUCAAGUGCAAACACUGCGAUAAGGCCUUCCGUGACAAAGACAAGCUGGAGCAGCAUCUGCGCGUGCACGGCCGCGACAGCUUUGUCUUCCCGUGCCACCUGUGCAGCAAGACCUUCGUGACCGACACGGCGCUGGACGACCACUUACUAGUGCACAACGAGAACCGCACUUACCCGUGUCUGCUGUGCACCGAGACCUUCGAUAGGCCCGAAGCGCUCAGGGACCACCUAGACGUUCACGCCGUGGACGGCAACUUCACCUGCCCGUCCUGCAAAAAGACCUUCCCUGACUUCAUCCAGGUGAAGAAGCACAUCCGCUGCUUCCAUUCCGAAAAGAUAUUCCAGUGCCCGAACUGUGAAAAGGCCUUUUGUAGGCCGGAUAAAUUGCGUCUACACAUGCUGCGCCACUCUGAUCGCAGGGACUUCCUGUGCUCCACAUGCGGGAAGCAGUUCAAGAGAAAAGACAAACUGCGGGAGCACAUGCAGCGUAUGCACAAUCCAGAGCGAGAAGCCAAGAAGGCCGAGAGGAGCCACCGUGCUAAGAGUUGCAAAAUGAAGCCCCCCACCACUGACUUUGAGAGCUUUAUGUUCAAAUGCAGGCUGUGCAUGAUGGGAUUCCGAAGGAGAGGAAUGCUGGUCAAUCAUUUAUCAAAGCGUCACCCCGAAAUGCGCAUUAAUGAUGUGCCUGAGUUGACACUGCCCAUCAUCAAGCCCAAUAGGGAUUACUACUGCCAGUAUUGUGACAAGGUGUAUAAGAGUGCCAGUAAGAGGAAGACGCAUAUACUGAAGAACCACCCAGGGGCGGAGUUGCCACCCAGCAUUCGCAAGCUGCCUCCGGCCGCUCCGGGCGGGCCCGACCCGAUGCUAACCACGCACACGCAGCUUGCAGGCACCAUCGCCUUCGCGCCUGUAUGUUGCCCACAUUGUGCCAAGCAGUAUAGCAGCAAGACUAAAAUGGUGCAGCACAUCCGGAAGAAGCAUCCGGAGUUCGCUCAACUAAUCAACACCAUCCAAGCUCCCCUGCCAGCGACGGUCAUCAGCAGCACACCUGCUGUCAUUAGCACGGACGGCGCCACCGCCGAAGCCGUCGUGACCACCGACUUACUAACACAGGCCAUGACGGAGCUCUCUCAGACACUGACGACUGACUACAGAACUUCACAAGGAGACUAUCAACGGAUACAGUACAUCCCUGUGUCCCAGGCUGGAGGCAGCUUGUCUCAGCCGCAGCACAUUCAGCUGCAGGUGGUCCAGGUGGCUCCGGCUCCCUCGCCGCACUCCCAGCAGCAAACUGUGGAUGUCAACCAACUGCACGACCCGCACGGCUACAGCCAGCACUCCAUCCAGGUGCAACACAUUCAGGUCACGGAACCUUCGGCUUCCGGACAAGAUGCCACACAGGUCACGGGUCAACCUUUGAGCCCUAACUCACAACAGACCAAUCAGGAGCUGAGCCCUACCCAGUUGGCCCCUGUGACGCUGGCUCCGAACCAAAAUCUCCAGAGUGGCGGGACUGCUGGACAGCAACAACAGCAACAGCAGGGGGCGGUGCAGCACGCCUACUUACCCGGCAAUUGGAACUACCGAGGUUACCCGUCCGAGAUCCAAAUGAUGACACUACCCCAGGCUCAGUACGUCAUCGCCGAGGCCACCACGCCCGUGACCGGAGCUGACAGCAACCAGGUGAAAACGAGGCACUACGUCAUCUCCGAAGGUCAAACGGAGCUGGACCCCAACAAGCCUUCGGGUCCCGCCAGCUCUAAUCCCGGUGAACAUUUAGAACCGCCGGCGAGCCAGCAAGCCACCACGCAGUACAUCAUCACCACCACCACCAACGGCAGCGGCACCAGCGAGGUCCACAUCACAAAACCCUAA
Nerophis lumbriciformis (worm pipefish) is the source of this 3525-nucleotide messenger RNA. The record is from RefSeq and is a predicted model, not a curated record. Lineage: Eukaryota; Metazoa; Chordata; Actinopteri; Syngnathiformes; Syngnathidae.